Scleropages formosus (Asian bonytongue) is the source of this 1456-nucleotide messenger RNA. RefSeq names its product lysophospholipase 1 (gene lypla1). The transcript has 9 exons. Gene Ontology annotation, cellular component: cytoplasm. The coding region runs from base 290 to 982 and encodes 230 amino acids. Lineage: Eukaryota; Metazoa; Chordata; Actinopteri; Osteoglossiformes; Osteoglossidae. Gene Ontology annotation, biological process: protein depalmitoylation. The record is from RefSeq and is a predicted model, not a curated record. Gene Ontology annotation, molecular function: carboxylic ester hydrolase activity; palmitoyl-(protein) hydrolase activity.
GGACUUCCUGAGCUCAGGUCAGCGCGCGGAGCGCUCCUUCGCAGUCGCUUUCGCAGCGGUCCGCGGUGUCUCCGCGCUGCUGCUGGUGGAGGGGGUUGCGGACGGUCAAGUGCUCAGCGCUGGUCUCGCGCGCGCCUCGUGCCUGCAUGUGGGGAAAGUCUGCGGAUUGAUCUGACUUUCGUUUUAAAAGACGGAGACGUCUGUUGGGGUGAAAGAAAGGAGGAACACGCUGGCUGUUUUGCUCCGCUGCCGUUUCUCUCGUUGGACGUGAGCUGCCUGUGUGCGCUGCAUGUGCGGUAACAACAUGUCAGCGCCGCUCCCUGCCAUCGUACCAGCUGCGCGGAAAGCCACGGCGGCGGUAAUUUUUCUUCACGGGCUUGGAGACACUGGGCAUGGCUGGGCAGAGGCAUUUGCGGGAAUCAGGACCCCUCAUGUGAAGUACAUCUGUCCUCACGCGCCAAUUAUGCCAGUUACCUUGAAUAUGAACAUGGCGAUGCCUUCUUGGUUUGAUAUAAUCAGCCUUAGUCCAGAGGCAGAAGAGGAUGAAUCUGGCAUUAAACGAGCUGCAGAAAACAUAAAAGCCCUGAUAGAUCAAGAGGUAAAAAAUGGAAUACCUUCACACAGAAUAGUCCUGGGUGGAUUUUCACAGGGAGGUGCGCUGUCCCUCUACACGGCCCUCACGAUGCACCAGAAGCUGGCCGGCGUAAUGGCCCUCAGCUGCUGGCUGCCGCUGCGCAGCUCCUUCCCUCAGGCUGCAGCCAGCAGCAGCAACAAGGACGUCCACAUCCUGCAGUGCCACGGAGAGGCCGACCCGCUCGUUCCGCUUGUGUUCGGCUGCCUCACGGUGGAGAAGCUGAAGAGCUUUGUUGACCCAGCCAACGUGCAAUUCAAGACCUAUCCCAGAAUGCCACACAGUUCCUGCCCACAGGAAAUGAUGGACAUCAAGCAGUUCAUUGAGAAACAGCUACCUCCGAUCAAUUGACUUGACAGCAGUGGCCUUUGAAUCACACACCAGCACCAACUUUGACUUAACCUGGAUCCUUCACAAGCUCUCGGAAUCCCUUCAGUAAUCAAAGAUUAUAUCCUUGCUGAAAUAGUUUGUGCUACAUUCUGCCUGUCAUGAAGACGCCUGUAGAGUCUCUGCCGAAGGGAGGGGGCAACAUUGGACCUGCUGUUUAAUUAUUCUCUAAAACUACUGUAUUAACUGAAAGAGCAACAAGGAGUCAGGAUGUCAGUACUAAGGAGGCUAGUGUUGUGGUGCAGCUGCUGUGGAAAUAACGUUAUUAAAAGCCAUUUCUGCUGUUUAAUAAAUGCAUUUCAGUAUCUAAGGCAGUCAGAUUUGGAAAUUCUACUAAUUUUGAUUUACAAUAAACAGUAAGGCAGCUGUGUGGAAAUCUGUUGUUGACUGUUUUGAGAUGCAUUCUGUGUGGCACGCAUACACUGAUGAUGAUAACUU